Molecule: messenger RNA, 5769 nt
Organism: Anguilla rostrata (American eel)
Lineage: Eukaryota; Metazoa; Chordata; Actinopteri; Anguilliformes; Anguillidae
Product: transcription factor Sox-13-like
Exons: 15
Coding region: 338-2287 (649 amino acids)
Biological process (GO): cell fate commitment; regulation of transcription by RNA polymerase II
Cellular component (GO): nucleus
Molecular function (GO): DNA-binding transcription factor activity, RNA polymerase II-specific; RNA polymerase II cis-regulatory region sequence-specific DNA binding
Source: RefSeq, a predicted model, not a curated record
ACCUUUAAAUGAAUUUAAAGCUGCGUCGACUGGAAAAAGACCUGCCCCUUUAAGUGGGAGGUGAAUGGCAGGGACACAGAAUGUUGGAAACAAAAUACCAGAAAGUCAGGGAGAGACUGCAGGGAAUUGACGGUGUGUUGAUAGCUUACAUUGGUUUACUUUAAUCAUUGCUGUUGUUGCAUUGUAGGUUGACUAUCUGACAUAGUCGUACUUUAGUGACUCUGCGACAUACAAGUGUUUAGUGGAACAACGCUUCCAGUGCUGUGAAAUAACAAAUUGCCCAUUCAAAAAACAGGAGAGGAAAAAAGUCCGCACAGAACGGGUUUCCCUGGAGUGGAUGUGUCAGCCUGCCCCCCCAUCCCUGCAUCUUCAGGCCAAUGGCAGCGUGACCAUGGUGGGUGUGGGCGUGAAGCUAGAGGAAGAGGAGGGGCCUGGAGACGGGGGAGAUCUGGGACUGGAGCCCCAGCGAGUCUCGCCCUGCGAUUGGUCCAUGCAGCCGCCCAAUGAGAAAGCAGAGAGGCGCAUGGGAACCCCGACCAGCACGCACUCAUCCACAGAGGGCUCUCCCAGGAGGGAACAGGCACGCCGGCCGAGCUCUCUGGGCCAGGACGGGGGAAGGGGGAGUCACUACCGAGUGGACGUGCAGCCCAUCGUUGGCGAAGUGGUGCCCACUAUUGAGAAGCUCCUGGGCUGUGACUGGAGGGAACGCUUUUUGGGGAAGGGAGCAGUGAGCGGCACUCAGCUGAAAGGCACGCCGGAGAGCCUGGCAGAGAAGGAGCUGCAGCUGCUGGUGAUGAUCAACCAGCUGUCCACCCUGAGGGAGCAGCUCCUGGGCGCCCACUCGGAGCAGAGGAACAUGGCCGCGCUGCUCCUGGAGAAGCAGCAGCAGCAGAUGGAGCUGGCCCGGCAGCAGCAGGAGCAGAUCGCUAAGCAGCAGCAGCAGCUGAUCCAGCAGCAACACAAAAUCAACCUGCUGCAGCAGCAGAUACAGGUGAACAUGCCUUACGUGAUGAUCCCCGCCUUCCACCACAACACGCAGCCUCUCCCCGUCACCUCGGACACACACCCGCAGAUGACCCUGCCGCUCCAGCCAAUCCCCUGCAAGCCAGUUGAGUAUCCCAUGCAGCUCCUUCAGAACCACCACCCCGCCCCAGGAAAAAGUGGUACAGUCCACCGACAGGAGACGAGCCAGCCGCUCAACCUGACCUCCAAACCGAAAGGCACGCCCAGCCCCCAGAGCCUGGAGCUGCCCUCCGUCCACCUGCGGGGCCUGGAGCUCUCCUCUGCACACCUGCAGGGGGGGUACGGACCCCGAGACCUGCAGCACAGCCCGCCGCAGCCCGCCCUCAGCCUGGGGUUUUUGGGCGAGGGCGACGUGGUGACCCAGGCUAUCCACGACGCCCGCCAGCUGCUCAGGGGUCCCGGGCCGGCGGGCCGCGAGAGGGACCGGGACCGGGACCAGGACCGGGAGAGGGACCUGCUCGCGCGGAAGGAGGCGUCCCGGGUCGAGAGGCUGACCCCCAGGGAGAGGGGCGGAGACCCCCAGGGCCACAGACCCGGCGAAGAUCAUCACAGCAGCGACUCUGAGGGUAGGCCCGCCCCCUGCGUGCGCAAUUCUACAUGUUUUAAAAAAACAGUUUUUAAAGCGGGGUGCCACCUGCUGCAGCACUGGCACAACGGACAGAUGCCAGGGGGGCCCCCGGCCCCGGCCCGCCCCGCUCCGUCCUCUUCCUGCCUGCGCGGCGGCGCCAUCGCCCGCCACCGCGCCGCUAAAACCACAGACACUUCCCGCCCCUUUCCCGCCCCCGCGGCGCCCCCUGCAGGCUCCCGCUGGAAGUCCAUGUCCAACCAGGAGAAGCAGCCGUACUACGAGGAGCAGGCGCGGCUCAGCCGCCAGCACCUGGAGCGCUACCCCGACUACAAGUACAAGCCCCGCCCCAAGCGCACCUGCAUCGUGGAGGGGCGUCGGCUGCGCGUGGGCGAGUACAAGGCCAUGAUGAAGAGCCGUCGCCAGGAGCAGCGCGGGUCGUACCCUCCCAGCCAAUCAGAUCAGCAGCUUCACUAUCCAUCCGGUGACGUCCAGUACCCCAGCCCGCCCGUGUCCAUGGCAACGCUCCCCCUGCACCCCGCCCUCCUGGAGAGGUACCUGCCCCGCGGUGUGGAGCCCCAGCAGGCCCGGGUCGUAGAAGGACAGGGGGGCCCCCCGGAGAGGCACCCCUACAGCGAGGGGGAGGACAGUGACGCGGGUGAGCGCAGCGAGGGAGAGCUGGUGGUCCUGACCGACUGACUGAGGGAGGGCGGGACGGAGGGAGAGGGGCGUAGGGGUCAAGGGUCAGACCCGCCCACCGCAGAGAGUGACGGGCACAAUCGUUUCGGGGUCCCAGUGGCCCCCCACUUCAGGGCUGACCGGCAGCACGGUGUGUGCUUCUGGGGGGUGUGAAGACACGGCUGUUUUUGGGCAGAAGCACACCGUCGUUUAGAAAAACCUUUUUUUAAGAAAUGUUUUUGCUUAUUCGUUUAAAUUUGCAUAAAUUGAUCGUUAUAGAUAAACUGAACAAUCCUUUUUUUUUGCGGAUUUUAGUUCAUUGCGGUAAGAAUUUGAAAAGCGUGAGCAGGGCUUGCUGGCAUUAGCCGAUCAAAAAGCAGGAAGUUGCUCCUUACUGACCUCAUCACAGUCCGAGUUACAUGUUUUGUACACGAAUGCUUUUUUGUUAUUGUGAUGUCGAGGAGAAGCAAAUGUGAUGGACUUACAGGGGGUGGACAUCAUUAUAAAAGACUCAUAAAACUGCAUGCGAUGUAAAAUCCCAUCUGAUCUCACCUCAUAUCACCUCUACUGCAAGUCUGUUUUUCUCUCACAACAACUGUUUUAUUAAACAAAAAAGUAUUUCCAUAAAAGCUCCAAAAGAAAAUUUGAAAACCCAGGGAAAACAUUCGGUUGGACGAAACAUCUAUGUUUGUUUCAUUUUUUUUAUCGCCCAGCUAUUUGAACCAUGGUACAUCAGGCAGUUUCCUGGGGGAACAUUUUUAACUUUUGGUUUUUUUCCCUGUAACCUUCAUAACUAAUAACCAAUAUAAAUUACCGUAAAAGUGUAUAACUGUAUGGUAAUUUACUGAUCACAUUUUUUGAAAUAAGCACUUCUUUUAACCCCUGCUCUUUUAAAAAUUUGUCUUCAUAAAUCCUUCAAUUACUUCAAAUUCUCCAAAUUCCUCUGCUGUAUUAUGUAUAGCUGGGCAACCUCCCCCCACCCCCCCCCCCCACCCCACCCUCCCCUAAGCCCACAGGUCAGAUGCAUUAAUCUCAUUAAUCUAAAACAGUACUGGCAGUCACCUCUUUGUGCACCCUGUGAUUUUAUAUCUUGGCCCACCUAGCUGUUUUCCAUCAAUCUCUUGUUUUCCCGUUUAAUGCCACAAAGGAUUCUGGGAGACAUCAGUUCCUUAAAGGAUGAGACGCGUGCGCUCUGUCCUGGUCUCUGGGAGCAAACUGCCAAACCCAAGCAGUUUGGCUUGAAGCAUUUUAUCAGUUUGUUUGUUCUUAUCUUAUCUGUUUUUAAUGUCUUUGGUGAUGUAAGAGGCAGAGGCUCCACACGGCAGUCCACUCUGCUCGAUGGGAAACUUUGGUGUGUUGCUUAAAAUGGCAGCCAAUCGCAACUAUGCAUUACGGACUAUUCUGCCAGUAUUGGUGGAAAGCGUUCCAUCAUUAUUUCAUAAGCUUACAGGAAAAUGGGUGUCGCUAAAUUUGUUUGGUUCAUGUUUGAACCAUUUUCAAAGUGGUUGGCAGUGAUAUCCAAGGUUUUUGUUUGCACCCCCCCCCCCCAACUAUGUGGUAAAUGCCACUCUUUUCUUUUUUCUUGCAGACAAACAGACCUUAGUGCUAUGUUCUUCACGCAUAUUAUUGAAUUUGUGAUGUAAAUGUCAAUGUUCAACUUCACAUGAGACAAAAAAGUUAUUCAAUUCAAAAUGCUGUCGGUUAUUCAAACAACUGUAAUGCUUUGGUUUUUUUCCCCCCCAAUGCAAAUUUGUUCUCUUUGCCUACAUUGUGAUACUGCCAUUGUCUUUACCUGUUUGCAUUUAAAAAUUGGAGAAAAAUGAAAGACUGGAAAAGCCAGGCAGUGAUGAAGUUUUACUCAGAAAUUAAAUUUUGUGAGUACAGAAUGUGGGACUUCUACCAAGUCCUGCUUCUGGCUUUACAAAGGAAUUGGUGUAGUUUGUAGUAUUAGUACUGUCUGUCUGGAGCCCUGACGAACCAGGUUUGUACUGGAUUGCGAGGUACAGCUGGGUGGUUAAUAAUAAAUAUUGUGGUUUGAGCUGAGGUAGGGAAGUGUGUCCGUUUAGAGGGAAGAGGAGAACAGUACAGCUCCUGUUUGAGAGAUUUUUGUACAUGCAGUAAAGGAAAUCUAAAAAAAAAAAUUAAAUUUUUUUUAAAAAAAGACCAUCUAUUAUAAAAUACUCCGGACGUUCUGUUUCUGCAUUCGGUGUGGGGAACGGCUUCCCCUUUGGAUCUUUCAGGAAAGAGCGCCCCCUGCUGACGGGAACGAGGGCAACGUUUGUUUUCCCGCGCGCAUUUUCACGUCUCAUCAACCGUGGUCGAGAGAAUGCAGUUCUCCCUGUGGUAUCAGUCCUUUCACAUCAACAACACUAUGGGGAGUGUUUUUUUUUUUUGUUUUUUAAUCAUAUUUUUUUUCUGAUCCUGUCUUAGUAGAACGUCUCCCACGAUGUUGUGUUGUGGCCCAGACUUAUGUUUAGGGCAGGGUCACGAGUAAGGUGAAUGGCGACUAGAGAACAUUCAGGUCGGUGGAUGAGGAGAUCACUAUAAUAUUCCACUCAGUACAUGCCUGCACAAUAUUAUGCAUAAAAUGGACCCCCUGGUACGCCCCAUAGCGCUUGACCAUGACUGGCACUGCCCAUGUUGGUCUUCAGAAAUUUUUCUUUGUAGAAAUUUUUUUAAAAUCCUUUUAUCUAGAAACUACUGUUAUUUUUAGCUGUCCUUUCAAUGCACUAGACCUGGGUCAAAUGUGUAUUUAAAGUAUUGAAAUGGCUUUUUAUCUGAAAAAAAAAUUAUGUCUGAUUAAAGAAUUUUAAAAUUCAUUAUUUACAAAUACAUGGCAUUUGAACAUUUAAAUGGAUUUUGGAAAUAUUUGUAUUUACAGUUACAAAGCCACCCUUGGUAGUUGUAAGUGCCUAGCCUAAAAUAGCAUCGUUGUUGCACUUUUUUCAUUCCAAAUUGACAUGAAAGCAGAACAAUUUUUCAAAACAUUUUAAAUACCUCAAAUACAAAAUGUGUGCUUGGGCCAGUGAAUUGGUAAACAUUUUCUUUUCAGUUGCAUAGUAUUUAAAUACACAUUUAUUUGACCCGGGUCUGGAAUCCUCCCAGCAACUUGAAUGGGCAGUAUAGCAGUGUCACAGUUUCUAAAGCAACCAUAGAUGGGAUAUUAUGAGGUUUUCGGAUGGUCGUAAAAAGAUUAGAUCUUUUUUUUUUUUUUUUUGUCCUUGAGGGUCACUUAUUUUACUCAUGUAGCAAGCUUGCACUCUGUAAAGAUAAGACUGCCUUGUGUAAUCAAACAAAAUAUCAGAAACCAAAAAUGAAACGGAAACCACCUUAUACCAUAAUUUGGCCAACUGCUGUAAAACCUCUUGCUGUAAAUAUAGAUAUAGACUUCUAUUUUGUUUAUAAGAGCCUGUGUAAUUUAAAGGUGUACAUUUCUUGGUAACUUUUCCCCAAGCUUUGUGUUUGUUUUUGAACGUAAUAAAUAAAUUUGUAUUGUUGUGCUA